Gossypium raimondii (Peruvian cotton) is the source of this 2565-nucleotide messenger RNA. Its product is annotated as RINT1-like protein MAG2L. The coding region runs from base 109 to 2484 and encodes 791 amino acids. The transcript is spliced from 4 exons. Gene Ontology annotation, biological process: regulation of ER to Golgi vesicle-mediated transport; endoplasmic reticulum to Golgi vesicle-mediated transport; retrograde vesicle-mediated transport, Golgi to endoplasmic reticulum. Gene Ontology annotation, cellular component: Dsl1/NZR complex. The record is from RefSeq and is a predicted model, not a curated record. Lineage: Eukaryota; Viridiplantae; Streptophyta; Magnoliopsida; Malvales; Malvaceae.
AAAAAACCGAAAUUCUUCGAUAGAGAAAUUGAGAGAGAUGAGUUUGGUUUUAGUUAUCAUGAGUAUUUACUGUUCAGAAUAGAGAGAAUCUAGUGAGAAUAGAGGGAAAUGGAAGGAUGGGAUCCUCAAAAUCUAAUUCUACCGGAGGUGGGUAAGCUAUGUCGAUCCCAGUCAGAAUACCUGGACCAACAUUUCAAGACCCAGAAGGAUGUUUCCUCAUCUUCUACCUCUUCUUCUUGUCUGUUGUCUGAAUGGACCAAACAUUGUUCUGAUUACGACAAUCGUCUACUACACCUCCGCACCAUCCUCAUGGAUCGCACCCUUUCAUGGAUCUCUUCUUCUUUUCGAGCUAAAGCUUCCCUUUCUAAUCUCAAUCUCACCCUCUCCGCUUCCUCUCAGUAUGGGACUGCUUUGAAGAGGCUUUUGGGUGAAGAACUGCGGCUGCUGGCCCUUCAAUUGCACCGGAUUCACUUCAUCCGCCAAUAUGUUGAAACUGCACUUCGCUUAGAAGCUUUGGUAGGAGACCUCGAGGAUGUAGUUUUCUCUUCUGGGAAUCAUCGUCCAGGGAAUAUGUUCGCAAAGUUUUCAACUUUACUGACAUCACAAGAUUUUGGAGUAAAGGAAGAAAGAUUACUAAAAGCCAUAAAAGCCACGAAUGAUGUUGAGGAGAUAAUUGUCAAUGUUGAGAAAUCCCAACAAUGGCACCAUCUUUUAAAGUCAGUUGAUCAUAGAGUAGAUAAAACUUUGGCUAUACUUCGACCAGAAGCUCUUGCAGAACAUCGUGCUCUUCUUGCUUCUUUUGGGUGGCCUCCAAAACUCCUAGCAUCAAAAGUGGAAAGUGGAGGGCUCUCUAAGCUCCUGAACCCACUACUUCUAAUGCACGGAAAUGAAAAGAAGUCUUAUGCUCAAAGUUUUCAUGUGCUUUGCGCUUUGCAGCAACUGCAUUCACGUAGAGAAGCUCGAAAGUUUAAAACUUUAGGUCAAAAGGAGUGCGAGAUACGACUUUGGGCUAUUGAUGAACUGGUGACUCCUUUAGCUGUAAGAAUGGAAUAUCACUUCGUGAAAUGGGCUGAGCAGCCUGAGUUUAUGUUUGCUCUUGUAUAUAGAGUUACUAGGGACUUUAUGGAAGGAGUAAGUGAUAUUUUGCAGCCUCUGAUUGAUGCAGCUAGAUUAACGAGCUAUAGUGCUAAUGAAGCUUGGAUUUCUGCAAUGGUGCAUAUACUUUCUGGGUCCUUAACAAAAAAUGUUUUUCCUGCCUUGGCUGAAAGAUACAAGGAGAAAGACAUGAAAUUAGAAGUUAUCUCAUUGUGGCUUCAUCUAGUCGACCUUAUUGUUGCUUUUGAUAAACAGAUGCAGUCGUUAUUGAGAUACGAAACUUGUCUCUUGUUUCCAGAUGCUCAAAGGAGAGGGAUAUCCGUGUUGAUAGUAUUUUGUGAUAGACCAGAUUGGCUUAAGAUUUGGGCAAAGAUGGAGCUCAAGGACGGCUGGAAGAAACUAAAAGCAGUACUGAAGGAUGCUAAAGCUUGGCAAAUUGACGACAAACAUAGAGUUGACUUUGAUGUUAGUACAAUAUGCGAAACAUUUUUGCUCUCUUCUAGAGAAGCCCAUAAAGCUCCAUUUGUUGCGGAAUCUGCACUUAAAAUUGCGCAAGAAAUGAUUGAUAGAUGCCAAACUUUACCAGAUAUUUUGUCUCGUGCCAAAUUUGUUAGAUCAACUGUAGCCAGAUUCUUCUGGUAUUUUUCCAAUGUGCUGCUUCUGCAUUGCCGAAAUGCCGAAUUGCCACCUGAAGAGCUUGAUGGUAGCGCAAUUGUUAGAGCAUGUGAAUCAAUCAAUGCUGCUAGAUAUGUUGAGUCUAAGCUGCAAGAAUGGAGUGAUGAUGCAAGUUUUUUGGAGAUGAAAAUUGCCGAAAGCAAUUCUAACAUGCAGGAACAACACCAAGGGUUUUAUGAUGAUUGCUUCUUUGAAGAGGAAAUAAAAUGCUUGGCUGAACUAGAGACCAACUGGCUUAUGGAAAUCGGCGCCGUUCUUCUUCGUCAGUUUGAAAAUCUAACUCUGGAAUACAACCAUACUGAGGAUUCCAAUGCUUUUAUUGAAGCGUUGCAGAGUUUGAAGAGCCAGCUUCAUGUUCUUAAGAAAAAUCUCAACGGGAAAGACUUCUUGGACUUGUGGCGAAGUGUGGCGGAUGGGCUGGACCAUUUUAUAUGUGGUAGCAUUUUAGGAGGUGAUGUUAAGUUUUCAAAGAAGCAAAGCAAUGAGUUCGGAACUGAUAUGCAAGCAUUGUUCCUUGUGUUCCAACCAUUUUGUGCUCGUCCUGAAGCAUUUUUCCCCUGUAUUAGGGACAUCCUGAAGCUGUUAGCAAUGAGUGGAGAAGAGGUCAAGCAUUUGCUGGUAGGUAAGAAAAGUGAAAAAUACAUGCAGUCUUAUGGAAUUUCCCACUUACGUUUUGACCAAGUUGAGAAAACUUUGAGGAAAUUGAAGUUUUGAGUUUGCUUUGUUACUUGAAAUUGAUUGAAGAUAGAGGUUGCCUCUUUCUUUUUGGCUUUUAAAGCGAUUCAUUAUUUAACA